Racocetra persica is the source of this 860-nucleotide messenger RNA. Lineage: Eukaryota; Fungi; Glomeromycota; Glomeromycetes; Diversisporales; Gigasporaceae. The record is from the annotation of a GenBank genome assembly.
ACAUAGUUAUGGAACCAGCUAAAAUAAAUAACCCUGCUAACAUAGCAGCAUAUAACCUAAACAACCAAAACUACAAUAAUAUAGCAACUAUAUCGUUGGAAGACAAACAACUACCCAAAUUAAAUGACAAAAAUUGGAAAGAAAAAACAGCACAAUAUAAAGUAUACGAUGAACUACAACUAGAUAUUAAAGAAAAAGAACUUUGUACCGAAUGUAAAUAUCCCUACAAUGAAAAAGAAUUAACUAAUAGAUAUUGUAAUGACUGUUAUAAAGAAGCUACCAAAUGUAUUGGUUGUAAGCAACCAACACCAAUCACAACACUGAAAAAUGCAAAAUGUACUAUUUGCUUCCAAAUGAAAGUAGAGAACCAAAGAAAACAAGAAAAAGAUCAAAUUCAUGAAAUUGAAAAAAAAGAAUUUGUACCAAGUAAAAAACUCAAAGUAACUACUAAAAUUGAAGAAUUCAACUUUGAUAAAAUAGAAAGAACUGAAAUAGAACAAAUGAAACAAGAAAUAAUUGAUCUGAAAAAAAUUAAAAUAAAUAACACACUUCAUCUUGACAACAUUGAACUACAAAGAAAACUUGAAGAACAUCGAGAACGUGAUUACCUAACACAGUUUAGACAAAUUACAACUUGGAGAAACCAAGCUAUAGCAGAAUUCAUAAUAUUAGGACAAGAAUACUCUGAAGAAAAAUUUGAUAAUUUACACAAAGAAUAUCUCAAGAAACAUGAUUUUGAUAAACUCUACAAAACACUUGACAAUCUACAAGAUACUUCUGACGAAGAAAGUAGAUGCCCAAACACACCACAACAAGUAAAAGAAUACACACCACACUAUACUCCAAGCACACCUGUAUAG